AUGAAUCUGAAAUUGUUCCUCUUUUACUUCUUCGCGGGCCUGGCCCUCGCCUUCCCUUCAGACUACCUCAAGUUGGCUACUUGGGGACUUGAAGGGUAUGCGAAGGACAACCCCAUCGGUCCUACCACCGGUGGAAAAGGUGGAAAGACAGUGUUUGUGUCUACCGCCGAACAGCUUGUCGCUGCCGUUGCUGGCACCGAUCCCAAGAUCGUGAGGGUCAAGGGCAAGAUCACUCUGCCUGCGCGUCUCAAGGUCGGGUCCAACACGUCCCUUAUUGGCGUCGGCACAUCUGCCCAUAUCACAGGAAAGGGCGUCGACGUUUUUAACGGCGACAACGUCAUUCUUCAGAACCUCAAGAUCAGCCAUAUCCUCGACAAUGAUUGCAUCACCAUCCGGAACAGCACCCGCGUCUGGGUUGACCACAACGAGUUCUUCUCUGACAUCAGCUACGGACCUGACCACUAUGACGGACAAGUCGAUAUUAUUCGGGCCUCAGACUUUAUCACAGUGUCGUGGAACUACUUCCACGACCACUGGAAGUCUUCCCUCGUGGGCAACGACGCGACUUUCCGAGACCUCGACUUCGGCCACCUCCACGUCACAUACCACCACAACUAUUGGCGAAACAUGGGCACUAGGGGACCUGCCGGGCGCUUUGUCUACAACAACCUCUACGAAGACUUUCUGUAUCAGGCCAUCCACAGCCGAUCCGAUAAUCAGGUUCUCGUUGAGGGUAAUGUCUUCCGGGGUAACACAAGCGAAGCCCUGAGCACAUACGGACUUGUAAUUCCCAUGGAUUCCCCAAACACCUGCACUUGCGGUGACGAGGAGCUCGACGGAUAUGCCAACCUUGGAGCUAAAAACGACUGGGGCUCAGCUGGCGUCAAUAUUACCCAGAAGGGAACCUUUUACAAGGCUGAUUACAAGUAUAAGCUGACUCCUCUCAAGCUUGUCCCAACUGUGUGCAAGCUCGGUGCCGGUGUUGGCAGGAUCUUCAAGUGA
Molecule: messenger RNA, 1002 nt
Organism: Fusarium keratoplasticum
Lineage: Eukaryota; Fungi; Ascomycota; Sordariomycetes; Hypocreales; Nectriaceae
Product: Amb-all domain-containing protein
Exons: 5
Coding region: 1-1002 (333 amino acids)
Molecular function (GO): pectate lyase activity
Source: RefSeq, a predicted model, not a curated record